CUAUUCACCUUGAAUUCUCCAUCCCUGCCGCCAAGCAGAAGUGUGCAGCCUGGAUCUAUCUGGCCUGCUCCUGUCAGGUCCUGCACCUGGAUCCAGAGGGGAACCCUGACCUCAGCCAUGGAACCUGCCUUUGGAGAAGUCAACCAGCUAGGAGGGGUGUUUGUGAAUGGAAGACCCUUACCCAAUGCCAUCAGGUUAAGGAUUGUGGAGCUGGCUCAACUUGGGAUCAGGCCUUGUGACAUCAGUCGACAACUGAGGGUUUCCCAUGGAUGUGUCAGCAAGAUUCUGGCUCGCUACAAUGAGACUGGAUCCAUCCUUCCAGGAGCCAUUGGUGGCAGCAAACCUCGGGUGACCACCCCGACUGUGGUCAAACACAUCAGGACCUAUAAGCAGAGGGACCCUGGGAUCUUUGCCUGGGAAAUUAGGGACAGGCUCCUGGCUGAUGGGGUGUGUGACAAGUACAAUGUGCCCUCAGUCAGUUCUAUCAGCCGGAUCCUUAGAAAUAAAAUUGGAAAUCUGUCCCAGCAAAGUCACUAUGACUCCCACAAACAGCAUCACCACCAGACAGCCGCCUCAGCUCUGCAGUACAACCACAUCUACUCCUACACCAACCCCAUGGCUGCAGGAGCCAAGGUGCCCACACCGCCUGGCAUGCCCUGCAUGGCAAUGCCCCGGACCUGGCCCUCAUCGCAUUCUGUCACCGACAUCCUUGGGAUUAGGUCGAUCACAGAUCAAGACACUUCUCCCUACCACAGUCCUAAAAUAGAAGAAUGGAGCAGUCUGAGCAGAAAUGGCUUCCAGUCCACACAGCACAUGAUCAAUGGACUGGAGAAAGGCUCCCUAGACCAGGAGGUGAAGUACAGCCAGACUGCCAGUGGUUUACCGACAGUUGGUAGUUUUGUCGCAGCUUCAGGAAUGACACCAUACCCCACUUCAGCGCCAGUAUCCCCCUACAUGGCAUAUGGCACAGCAGCCCCCACAGGGUAUGUGACAGGUCAUGGAUGGCAGCAUACCGGGGGUACUCCACUGUCCCCUCAUAGCUGCGACAUCACUGCAUCACUAGCAUUUAAAAGCAUGCACACGGCACGAGAAGCAGAAGAAACAAAAGUAAGCAUCCAUUCCCGCAAAUCUCCGCAGUCUUACCACACAUCCCAACGCCACGGGACAGUUGCUCAUAUGUCAAGUGCAUAGAGACCAUGGACACCCUCUAUACUCAAACCAGUAUCAUGCAAAAACAUCCCACAGUCUAUCGAGCCAGUAGUACGUACAGAACUGGAGCAUUGCCAGAAAUCUGCCAGUCACAUGGAUCAUGAACACCUGACCACUUGAGCAAAGAAACCAGCUGUCUCGUCUUCACCUGGAUAUGCGGUCAGCAUGAAAGACAUACACCUGGUGGACAUACUGUGAAAGAAUCUUCUCUGGAUUCAAUGAACCAUAUCUCUGCACCUUCUUACGGAAUUUUAAACAUGCC
Messenger RNA from Bufo gargarizans (Asiatic toad), 1471 nucleotides. RefSeq names its product paired box 9 (gene PAX9). Gene Ontology annotation, molecular function: DNA-binding transcription factor activity, RNA polymerase II-specific; RNA polymerase II cis-regulatory region sequence-specific DNA binding. The coding region runs from base 118 to 1191 and encodes 357 amino acids. The record is from RefSeq and is a predicted model, not a curated record. Lineage: Eukaryota; Metazoa; Chordata; Amphibia; Anura; Bufonidae. Gene Ontology annotation, biological process: regulation of transcription by RNA polymerase II; anatomical structure development. The transcript is spliced from 5 exons.